AUGCGGUCGAGCUCCAUCGCGCGGGCAUUCGUAGUUCUCGUGAUCGCCCUCGCCGCGAAAGCGAGCGCGCGGAUCACGCACCACGUGGUGGACAAGGAUGAUAGGAGUUUGAUAUUACUGCGCGAACCUUUCGGAUUCGCCAAGGGGGGGGUGAUGGAGAUCGAGCUGAAGGAUCCAAGAUUCUUCCUACCGGAGAACGCGCCACCGGCGGAUAAGACAAAGUUUGGAUUUUUCGUCACAGAGGGAAAAGAUGAGGGCGCGCUCGACGCCGCGCUCGGCGACGGCGCGUGCGUCUUGGACGUUGAUUUCGUCGACGUCUUGUUCACGUUCUCGGACAUGGAGGCGCAGAAGAAACCAGGUGAGGAGCACGUUCACGCGUUCGAGCAUAGACGAGAGGUCACGAAGCCCGGGGAUUACAUGUUGUUUUUCGCCAGCUGUGAACCGCACACAGUGGUGAGCUUUGAGGUCACGACAAAGUUUAUAAAUAAGGACGCGAAUGGGCACAACGACUAUCUGGGUCGAGGCGAAAAGGCGCUGCCGAGCGUGUAUUACCUGUUCUUUCUCCUAGAUGCGGGCGCGUGCGUGGCGUGGGCGUACGUCCUCGGACGCUCGGCGAACAAGCGCGGCGUGCGUAAAAUUCACUGGUUGAUGCUCGCGCUCGUUAGCUUCAAAACGCUCUCUGUGCUCGCGCAAGCGGGACGAUAUCACAUUACAAGAUUGACCGGGUCUUCCAAGGGGUGGACUGUGGCGUACUACAUCUUCACCGUGUGUCGUUCGAUGUUGCUCUUUAGCGUCAUCGCGCUCGUUGGCAUGGGCUGGAGCUUCUUGAAGCCGUUUUUGCACCAGCGCGAGAAGAACUUGCUCAUGGCGGUGAUCCCGCUUCAAGUGAUGGCUAACAUAGCAAGCGUCGUCGUCGGUGAGGAGGGACCCGCCGACGAAGGCUGGUUCGCGUGGCAGAAUAUGUUCGUCGUCAUCGACAUCGUGUGCUGCUGCGCCAUCCUCGUGCCCAUUGUGUGGAGCAUAAAGCACUUGCGCGAUUCGAACGAAUCGAGUGAGAAGAAGGCGAGAAAUCUGGAAAAACUCUUGCUCUUCCGACACUUCUACGUCAUGACCGUGGCGUACAUAUAUUUCACCCGCAUCAUCGUGUACUUGUUGUUAUCGACGGUGGAGUACGAGUUCAGGUGGACGGCUGCCUUCUUCAGUGAGUUGGCGACGCUCGCGUACUACGUCGCCACCGGAUACAUGUUCCGCCCCGAGGAGGAUAACAUGUACUUCUCGCUCAAGCAAGAAGAGGACGAGGACGGGGUGGAAAUGAGCGACAGGGCGCGAUGGUCCGAGGUAUGA
Ostreococcus tauri is the source of this 1344-nucleotide messenger RNA. RefSeq names its product Transmembrane receptor, eukaryota. Lineage: Eukaryota; Viridiplantae; Chlorophyta; Mamiellophyceae; Mamiellales; Bathycoccaceae. The coding region runs from base 1 to 1344 and encodes 447 amino acids. Gene Ontology annotation, biological process: transport. Gene Ontology annotation, cellular component: membrane; Golgi apparatus. The record is from RefSeq and is a predicted model, not a curated record. The transcript has a single exon.